AUGAAGCGACCCCUGAGCCCAUCCCACAGUCCCGAGAUCGCAGUGCAGCUGGUGGAGGAGGCCAGCUGCCCCCCCAGCCAGCCCGAGCAGCGCAUGAAACGGGAGAAGAAGCACCAGUCGUUCACACUUUGCGAGGUCUGCAAUAUCCAGCUCAACUCGGCUGCACAGGCGCAGAUCCACUACAACGGCAAGUCCCACCAGAAGCGCCUCAAGCAGCUAAACAAGGGGAAGAUGCCAGCAGCCCAAGGUCCCUCCGGACACAGCAGCCCCCUCUUAGCAUCAUUGCCCAUCCCUGGCCGGCCUCUUCAUCCUCCCUUGGACAUCAAGCACUUUCUGACCUUCAGGCUCAAUGGGACAUCACCGCUCAACCUCUUCCCCAACUUCAACACGAUGGACCCGGUGCAGAAGGCAGUGAUCAGCCACACCUUUGGCGUGCCGGCCCCGCUCAAGAAGAAGCAGUUCAUCUCCUGCAACAUCUGCCACCUGCGUUUCAACUCUGCUAACCAGGCAGAAGCCCACUACAAGGGCCACAAGCACGCGAGGAGGCUGAAGGCCAUUGAGGCCAUGAAGAACAAGCAGAAGGUGGUGGGGGCUGCAGCGGGGACCCCUGGCCAGGACAGCACAGCCGACUUGGCCCCCAGCCCUGUGGGCAGUGGGGAGCUGGGCAGCACAGCUGAUGCCAGUAGCCCACAGGAGUCGGAGGGUGAGGGCAGCAGCCUGGGGCUGGUGCCCAGCACUGAGGAAUCACCUAUGCAGCUGCCAGGCAGUGUUGGCCCGCUGGGCUCCCCUCCAGCCUCCGAGCUGUCAGAGGGCACCUCGGAUGCCACCAGUGUGGCCUCCUCAUCCGCCCAGGCAGCUGAGGCACAGGCAGCUGAGUCAGGCAGCAGCGUCAGCUCGGCCCCUGAGAGUGAGAAAGAGGGGAAAAAGAGCAAACAGCACCUGUAUUGUCCCACCUGCAAAGUGACUGUCAACUCCCUGUCCCAGCUGGAGGCUCACAACACUGGCGCCAAGCACAAGUCAAUGCUAGAAGGUCACAGCACCCAACUGCGGCGAGGCCGGGGCAAGCUGCUUUCCCGGGCAGGGCACAAGUCCAAGCGGAUUGGGAACAAGGGCAGCAUCAACAUCCAGAACAAGGCGUUUCACUGCCAAGUGUGUGAGAUCUACGUGAACUCCGAGACUCAGCUCAAGCAGCACAUGAGCAGCCGGAGGCACAAAGACAGACUGGCAGGGAAGCCACCCAAGCCCAAGUACAGUCCCUACAACAAGCUGCAGAAGAACGCUGCCCUCGCAGUGAGUAUUCUCAAGUCCAAGCUGGCUUUGCAGAAGCACCUCACCAAAACCCUGGCAACUCGUUUCCUGCCGAGCCCACUCACCGCCGCCGCUGUCUGCACCAUGCCUGGACCCCUUGCCUUGCGACCAGCAGCUGCCACCACCCUCUUCCAAGCCCCAAUCCUCGGACCAGCCCUUUUCCGAACGCCGCCGGCCCAUGUCCGCCCCACGCCGGGUCCCAUUGUCUUCGCACCCUACUAGAGCUGCUGGCCCACUGAGGGUCUGUCCACUGAGGCUGGGCUGGGCUGCGGGGGCUGCACACUGGGGGCAGUGCUCCUGGUACCAGCUCUCCUGGCUGUUGGGAAAAUGUAGUCGUAGACAUCAAUCCCAGCUUCUCCUUUGCUUGGAGAGGGCUCCCAUUGGAGAAAGGUGGCCCGACAGAGCCCAGCCAGCCCCACCGCACAUCCCCACUGCUCCCCCAGCCUGUGCUGGCCCCGUGCUGAGCAGAUGGGCCCAGGCAGUGCACAGAAGAGGACAGUGUCCAAAUCAGCAGGACCAUCUCAUGGCCAGAGCCUGCCGGUACUUGGCCUGUUUCUUCAUUGCCCUCCCAGUUACCAGACUGGAAGGAGAAGAGCUGGCUGGUCCCUGGGAGAAGAAGCAUCCCUCUGGUCCCUGCCAGCCCAGUGGGAAAGGAACUGUGAGGGGAAUCUCAGCUCAGCUCUUACUGGGAGAAACAACCCCAGCACAAGUGGGAAGCUGGCAAUUUCUCUCUUAGCCUGGGCUGGCUGUGCCCUUGCCAGCCCUGCACCUGCCUGUGCUGGCAGGGGGUUUCUGUGCCACCCACCAGCUCCCUGCCCUCACAACUCCCUAUGUCCCACCAGCCAAAGAGCCCCCGCAGUGGCAGGCACCAGCCACACUGACUGUAUCCUCACUCCAAGAGCAAUAGCUGACCCCAGGGCCGGUGCCUCCUCCCUCCAAAGCACACGGGCCCUGCCCUGGCCCCAGAAGCACACGAUGGGCAUGUGGUCAAGCAGGGCCCCACUCAUGCUCAGCAAGGCCAGGAGCACCAGGCUGUCUGGUGCUGGCUCCCCGAGGAGGUGGCCCUGUGCUUGGCGCCUGUCCUUGUCUCUGUCCCACCGUGGGGACAGCCCUGCUCCUACCUCCCGGGAGAUGCUGUGAGGCUGAGUGAAUGUCCCUAAAGCACUUUCAGUUCUCCAGUGAAAGGCAAUGCUGCUGCUCACCUGCUGUGCCCGGCCCUCCAAAACCACCCCAGUUAGGAGCUUCCAGGAAGUUACUGAUGAUUUAAAUAAAGGCGUCCUCAGCAGCCUGGACAAUCAGGUGGCAGAUGCACCCACAGACUGUGGAAUGCUGGGCUCUGGAGGGACCUGAGGCCGUAGCUCUGCAUUUCACUGUGCUCAGACAGCCCAACCAUGACCUGUCUGGGACUGUCACCAUGACACUCUGGGUGCCCAGCACACUGCUGUACAUAGAGAGAGUGGCAUCCCAAAUGGACCUUUCGCUGGAGGAACACCCCAUCCCGAUCUAUGCAAUCCAGGGGGGCAGCUCACCCGCCGCAUUGGCCGCCUGCGAUUCCCUUUGGUGCUGACGCAUCCAUGCAGUCGGAGCAGUGGUGGGAGCAGAAGAACCAACAUGACACUGAGCUCUGUCCCAUCCCGAGCUCAGGGUGCUGGUUCAAAUCUCUACUGUGAUUCCCCUUCCCUCCCUCAGGAAGAGGCAGGUUGGUGUGCACCUGGGAAUCCACACACACAAGCACACAUAUCUGACGUCUUGGCCAUAAGCAGCACCUGGAUUUCAGAAGGAUUUUGCCCAGCGUGCUCUGCCAAUGCUCAGGAUAGGUCCUGGCAUGGGGAGGUGAAUGGGAAACAGCCAAUGGGUGACUCAGAUGGCUGAAACAUAUCUGCUUCCCAGGGCUGGAACCUUGGCAAGGGCAGGAAAGCUGCAGGAGGGAGCACACACCUGCAGGGCAGCACCAACCAGUGGAGCCACCACUGCACUCCUUCCACAGAGACAGGAGAGUGAAGGAGCCUCUGGGUAUGAAUUCACCUGCUCAGGGCAUCCCUUCCCUAGGGAAGGAGGAAAGUGGAGAGAUGGCACCAGGAGAGGACUGAGCAACUGUGCAUGGAGACAAUGGGAAGUCUUGCAGCAGUGCUGGGAUAUGUGGCUUGAAGCACAGCUGAGGGAAGGAAGGCUCGCCACAGAAAUGGCUUUGCCAGGAAUAGGGAGAUGGUCCCACAGCCCAGGGGACAGGAGUCUGUGCUGGUGGGGCCCCCCCUCCCCAGUGCCAAGCAGCCCAUGGCCAGCGCAUGGCCAGCCAGCCACCCCUGCACGUUUCACUGUGCCCUUCCCAGGCCCUUGGGGUCACUCCGAGUAUGGCCACUGCAGCAGGACAAUGGGUCCCCUCCUGUGCCAUGAGCCCCUGUGCCCUGUCCAGCCCCUCAGAAGCAUGGGG
This is a messenger RNA of Ficedula albicollis (Collared flycatcher), 3739 nucleotides long. RefSeq names its product zinc finger protein 385C. The coding region runs from base 1 to 1530 and encodes 509 amino acids. NCBI's taxonomy places the organism in Eukaryota, Metazoa, Chordata, Aves, Passeriformes, Muscicapidae. Gene Ontology annotation, cellular component: nucleus. The transcript has 8 exons. Gene Ontology annotation, molecular function: zinc ion binding; nucleic acid binding. The record is from RefSeq and is a predicted model, not a curated record.